This is a messenger RNA of Xiphias gladius (swordfish), 9781 nucleotides long. RefSeq names its product CDC42 binding protein kinase alpha (DMPK-like) b (gene cdc42bpab). Gene Ontology annotation, molecular function: ATP binding; protein serine/threonine kinase activity. The coding region runs from base 1155 to 6578 and encodes 1807 amino acids. Gene Ontology annotation, cellular component: cytoplasm; cytoskeleton; actomyosin. Lineage: Eukaryota; Metazoa; Chordata; Actinopteri; Istiophoriformes; Xiphiidae. The record is from RefSeq and is a predicted model, not a curated record. Gene Ontology annotation, biological process: actomyosin structure organization; peptidyl-threonine phosphorylation. The transcript has 45 exons.
GGAAGCACUGGAAACGAACGUGCAGCAGAAAUUUUUCGUUGAGUGAAAAAGAGAAAGUCUCUGGCAGCAAGCUGCUGAUAGCUUGACUGUGCAAAGACUGCAAGAAGCGACCGACCGGCGGCGGAGCCAGGCGACGCACAGGAAAGGACAAGGGGAAUUUAGGCUGUGUCCCGUAUUUGGAAUAAGCAGGACUAGACUACAGCUUUCCUCUUGACGGGAAACGAGCUCCUCUGUAACCUUCAAAAAGGACCCGCAUUUUUGACGGCUAAUUUACGGGCUAUUGGAACUCUUGAAAUAACCGUCGUUUGGAACUGUGAAGAAACUAAAGAAGACACUUUGGUUUCUGGAAGAAGAAUGGAAUUUAAAGAACAUAUCUACCAGCAUUGAGUUGUGAUAAACAAGGGGAUAUUUUCUAGUUGGAUUAAAAAAAAACCUUACUGUUGAAACGGCCGAAUUCAGUUAAUCUUUGUUAAUACUAUGUAUAUUCUGUGUGAACUCCUGGGAUAAAAGGGGGCAAUGGUGGCAUUUAGGAACGGAGAGAAGAAGCGUUAACGUUAGCUCGCUGGGUAGCUAAACAGCUAACCUAGCAGGCUGCUAACUAAGCUUGUGUCGCCCUUCCAUUCCUGGAGCAGAGGAGGGGCGCUGGGGCUUUGUAGCAUUGCAGAUCUGUCUUGCAUUUUUGGGUUGCUGCAAGAAUGGAGAAUCUCAGAUAUCUGCAACAACAACUCAAGGGGAUCUGUUGAACCGCAUCGACUCAAUUAUUUUCCAUUUUCCUCACAGAGAAGGCCAGAAAGUUCCAGCAAACUUGGGAUUUCAUCAAAAUCAGCCGGCCCGGGGCAGCCAGGGUCUGUAAUUGUGACUACCCCUUUUCUUAUGUACCCUUUUUGGAUAGGUAUUAUGAAGUGGGGAACUGAUACACGAUUUUUCCACCCCCUAGAUAGUGGAAUUCGAGAGGGAGAUCAUGAAUAGGUCGGUUUUGACGCGGAAUUAGUCCCGGCUUGCCCUCUAUUCAAAGUUUUAUUAUUUUCUAGACAUAUUCAAGGUGAGCGAACUUCUUUACAGGCCUCUCUGCGCUAACUAACGGGCCGAGGAGGUGUUUGCACACCCCCCACCUCCACCAUCACUAUUACUUAAAAAACCAAGAGGCCGGAAUAAUGUCUGGAGAGGUGCGUUUGAAGAAGCUGGAGAAGCUGAUCCUGGACGGGCCAGCUCAGUCCAAUGGCCAGUGCCUGAGUGUGGAAACGCUGCUGGAUAUUCUGGUCUGCCUCUAUGAUGAGUGCAACAACUCCCCACUUAGAAGGGAGAAAAAUAUUCUGGAGUUUUUGGACUGGGCCAAGCCCUUCACUUCCAAGGUGAAACAGAUGCGCCUGCACAAAGAAGACUUUGAGAUCCUUAAGGUGAUUGGACGAGGAGCCUUUGGAGAGGUUGCAGUCGUUAAGGUGAAAAACACUGAUAAGGUCUUCGCUAUGAAGAUUCUUAACAAGUGGGAGAUGCUGAAACGAGCUGAGACGGCAUGUUUUCGGGAGGAGCGUGAUGUGUUGGUAAAUGGGGACUGCCAGUGGAUUACCACCCUGCACUAUGCCUUCCAGGACGACAAUUAUUUGUAUCUGGUCAUGGACUACUAUGUGGGUGGUGACCUGCUGACUCUGCUCAGUAAGUUUGAGGACCGACUGCCUGAGGAGAUGGCCAAGUUCUACCUGGCUGAGAUGGUGCUGGCUAUUGACUCCGUUCAUCAGCUACACUAUGUCCACAGGGACAUUAAGCCCGACAACAUUCUGUUGGAUAUGAACGGCCACAUCCGAUUGGCUGACUUCGGCUCCUGCCUCAAACUCAUGGAGGACGGGACGGUCCAGUCCUCCGUGGCGGUGGGGACUCCAGACUACAUCUCCCCAGAAAUCCUCCAGGCCAUGGAGGAUGGGAAAGGCAAGUAUGGGCCUGAGUGCGACUGGUGGUCCCUUGGCGUCUGCAUGUAUGAAAUGCUGUACGGCGAGACCCCUUUCUAUGCAGAGUCCCUGGUAGAAACCUAUGGAAAGAUCAUGAACCACAAGGAGCGAUUCCAGUUCCCACAGCAGAUAUCAGACGUGUCAGAGGAAGCAAAGGAUCUGAUUCGCAGGCUCAUUUGCAGUCGAGAGCACCGAUUGGGCCAGAACGGCAUUGAGGACUUCAAGCAGCAUCCAUUCUUCACUGGAAUUGAUUGGGACAACAUCCGCGCAUGUGAAGCCCCAUACAUCCCAGAAGUCAGCAGUCCUACAGAUACCUCCAACUUUGAUGUGGAUGAUGAUUGUCUGAAGAACUCGGAGACCAUGCCCCCACCCUCUCACACUGCCUUCUCUGGCCACCACCUACCCUUUGUGGGCUUCACCUACACAAGUAAAUGUACCCUAUCUGACCGGGGUUGUCUGCGACAGCUGGCAGGGGAGCCGGAUAAGGCAGGUCAGGGCCAGUUGGACCUGGAUGUCCAGCGCAGCCUUGAAGACAGCCUGGCCACAGAAGCCUAUGAGAGGAGGAUCCGUCGCCUGGAGCAGGAGAAACUAGAGCUGAGCCGCAAACUGCAAGAGUCGACUCAGACGGUGCAAGCGCUGCAGCACCCAACAGGUGAGGGUCCCCUCAGUGCUAACAAGGAGGUGGAGAUCAGGAGUCUGAAGAGCGAGAUCGACAUCCUCAAGAAGCAGAUUGCUGACUCGGGACAACUAGAGAAGCAGCUGGAGGAUGUGACGUUGGCCCGCAGAGACCUGGAGGACUCAUCUAAACACAUUAAAACUCUGGAGAAACAGAUGAAGAGCCUUACACAGGAGAGAGAUGAUCUGCACAAGGACCUUGUGGAGGCCAAUGAGAAGCUGAAGUCUCAGUCGAAAGAGCUGAAGGAAGCCCACAGUCAAAGAAAACUGGCCAUGCAGGAAUUUUCAGAGCUCAAUGAAAGACUCACAGACCUCAGGUCAGCAAAGCAGCGCCUGGCACGGCAGUUGCGCGAUAAGGAGGAGGAGAUGGAAAGCCAGAGUCAGAAGGUUGAGGCUCUCCGCCUUGAGGUGCGAAGGGCUGAGAGGGCCAAGAAGGAGAUGGAGGCGCAGGCAGAGGAGCAGGCAGGAGAGGCUCAGAAAGAGAGGAAGCUGAGAGAGCGGAAUGAGCAGUAUAGUCGACAGCUGGAGGAGGAGUUGGAAGGACUUAAGUUGAAGCAGGCCGGUCCAUCUGCCACUCCAGCCUCAGCUGACCAGACACAGGAGGUAGGACGCCUGCGGGGAGACUUGGAGAAGAAAACGCUCCUGUAUGAGGAGGAAUUGGCUUGUAGGGAGGCACAGCAUAGCACCGAGAUGAAGGCCCUUCGCAAGGAGCUGAGGGAUGCUGAGAGCCAGCAUCUUGCCCUGCAGAAGGAAAUCCUGAUUCUUAGGGACAAGCUGGACAAGACUCGCCGUGAAAGUGAUGAUUCCAUGAGUCAAAGUGAACGGGAAGAGUUUGAGACGGAGUACAAGCAGAAGUAUGACAGGGAAAGAAUCUUGCUUACCGAAGAAAAUAAGAAGCUGGCCAGUGAACUAGAUAAGCUGACAAGCAGGUUGGAGAAGGUGAGCAUCUCCAACCGGCAGCUGGAAGAUGAGAUGAGGGAGCUGGCUGACAAAAAGGAGAGUGUCGCUCACUGGGAGGCACAAAUCACAGAAAUCAUCCAAUGGGUAAGUGAUGAGAAGGAUGCUCGGGGCUACCUGCAGGCUCUGGCCACCAAGAUGACAGAAGAGCUGGAGGGACUGAGAAACACAAGCCUGGGAACCAGAGCCACGGACAUGCCAUGGAAAAUGCGCCGUUUUGCCAAGCUAGACAUGUCAGCCCGUCUGGAGCUGCAGUCGGCCUUGGAUGCUGAAAUCAGGGCCAAGCAGGGCAUCCAGGAUGAACUGAACAAGGUCAAGGCCAACACCAUCUCCACAGAAUGUAAACUGCAGGAGGUGGAGAGUAAAAACCAGGAACUCCUGGCUGAGAUCGACAGGCUGAAAAAGGAGACAGAGGAGCUUAGGCUACGAAGGGGUGUCAAGCACCAGGAUUCCCAGAAUUCCUUCUUGGCUUUUCUCAACGCCCCCACCUCAGCGCUCGACCAGUUUGAUCGCUCGCCAUCCGUUGGCCCAGCUAGCAAAGGCAGACGUGUGGACUCUAUGGAUAACUUCACCGCCACCAACACUCCAUCCCGGGAAGAUGACCCUAAGUACCAGCUAAAGUCCCGCUCACGUUCACCCUCCAUGGCUAGUGAUAUGGAGCCUAUAGAGUUGAUAGACCAUCCUUCCCGUACAGUCCAGACCCCUACCAUGCGGUCAGGAGGGUAUGGCAGUAUUGGACGCUCUUCACCUAAGCCCAAAGCACAUCAGUUUGUGGUGAAGUCAUUCAGCACGCCCACUAAGUGUAACCAGUGCACUUCCCUCAUGGUGGGGCUCAUACGUCAAGGUUGUACCUGUGAAGUGUGUAACUUCUCCUGCCAUGUAACAUGUGCGGACAAGGCUCCGGCUGUGUGUCCCGUGCCACAAGACCAGACCAAGGGCCCACUGGGUAUCGACCCUCAGAGAGGCAUAGGUACUGCGUAUGAAGGGCAUGUUAGGGUACCCAAACCGACAGGGGUAAAGAAGGGCUGGCAGAGGGCAAUGGCUGUAGUGUGUGACUUCAAACUGUUCCUCUAUGAACUGGGAGAAGGAAAAACAACACAACCAAGUGUAGUAGUCAGCCAAGUCAUAGAUAUGAGGGAUGAAGAGUUUUCAGUCAGUUCUGUCCUGGCCUCUGAUGUCAUCCAUGCCAGCCGCAAGGACAUCCCCUGCAUAUUCAGAGUGACAGCGUCCCAACUUUCCCCCGCCAGCAGCCAUAAGCCCUCCAUCUUAAUCUUGGCCGACAGUGACCAGGAGAGGAACAAAUGGGUGGGCCUCCUCAAUGAGCUCCACCGCAUCCUCAAGAAGAACAAGCUCAAGGAGCGCUUCGUCUACAUCCCCAAGGAAGCUUAUGACAGCACCCUUCCGCUCAUCAAGACAACGCAGUCUGCUGCUAUCAUAGAUCACGAGCGUGUUGCCCUGGGCAAUGAGGAAGGCCUUUUUGUCAUCCAUGUCACCAAAGAUGAAAUUAUCCGGGUGGGAGACAAUAAGAAGCUGCAUCACAUCGACCUGAUCCCCCAGGAACAGCUGCUGGCCGUAAUUUCUGGCAGGAACCGCCAUGUCCGUCUCUUCCCCAUGCAGGCCCUUGAUGGCCGUGAGACCGAUUCCUACAAGCUGGCUGAGACAAAAGGCUGCGUGACCAUUGUCUCUGGCCCCGUCCGCAACAGCUCACUCACUUGCCUCUGUGUGGCCAUGAAGAGACAAAUCAUAUGCUAUGAGGUGAAUAAGAGUAAAGCGCGUCACCGUCGGUUACGAGAGCUGCAGGCUCCGGGCCCCGUCCAGUGGAUGGGACUGCUCAGUGAGCGUCUCUAUGUGGGAUAUCAGUCUGGUUUCACCCGCUACAGUGUCCAUGGUGAUAUGUCUCCGGUCAGCCUGCUCCAUCAUGAGGACCACACCCUGGCCUUCAUCCCCCAGCAGAACCUGGAUGCCCUGUGUGCUGUGGAGAUUUCCAGCAAAGAGCUGCUGCUGUGCUUCAGUGCCAUUGGGGUGUAUGUGGACUCCCAGGGGCGUAGGUCGCGUCAGCAGGAGCUGAUGUGGCCAGCUGUGCCCAAUGCUGCCUGCUACAACGCCCCCUACCUGUCAGUGUACAGUGAGAAUGCUGUUGAUGUGUUUGAUGUCAACACCAUGGAGUGGAUUCAGACCAUCCCUCUCAAGAAGGUGCGACCUCUGAACAUUGACGGCUCUCUGAACCUGCUUGGACUGGAGACAGUCCGGCUUAUCUACUUUAGAAACAAGAUGGCCGAGGGUGAUGAGCUGGUAGUACCAGAAACGUCAGACAACAGCAGGAAGCAGAUGGUGCGCAGCAUGAACAACAAGAGACGCUUCUCUUUCAGGGUGCCUGAGGAAGAGCGACUUCAGCAGAGGAGAGAGAUGCUGCGAGAUCCAGAGAUGAGGAACAAGCUGAUCUCCAACCCCACCAACUUCAACCAUGUGGCCCAUAUGGGACCAGGAGACGGGAUCCAGAUCCUUAAAGACCUGCCCAUGAACGUCCGUGUUCAGGAGAGCCGUGCAGGCUUCAGUGGUUCAGUCAGCAUCCCCUCCAUCACAAAGAACCGUGCAGAGCCAGGCCGCUCCAUGAGCGCAAGCAGCGGACUGGGAAUACGCUCGUCCUCCCAGAAUGGCAGUGCUCUGCGCAGAGAACUGUCAGGAGGAAGCUAUGGAUCUAAACGUCAGACCAUGACCUCUCCCUCUGAGAGCUCCCUGUCCUCUGGUGGAGGAAUGGACUGUGGUGAUGCUCCACUCUCACAGUUUGACAGAGAGUGGCAGGCAGUCUCACCAUCGGAGAAGACCCCCGAUCUGAAAAGGGCUUUAAGGACCCUGCUUAGUAAGAUGAAGGACUCGGACUCCCCCCGUCACUCUACAGCCUCCAACAGCUCUACCUUCAGCAGCCCUCCCAGCCCAGCCUCCCCACACAAGACCAAGUCCCUGUCCCUGGAGAGCACAGACCGGAUGGGCUGGGAAACAUGAGCUCCCUCUAGCCUCUCACCCGCCCAACCCCAUCAACUGACUUACCGACCAACCGACAGCAAAGGACUCCAAACCCUCCUCCUCUUCUUCUUCCUCCACCGCAGCCUCUCACCUCGUUGCUGAAUAUUCCCCCUCACUGCCCAGAGAACUGCACCUCCUGAUGAACAUUUGUCCCGAUUUACAACCUCAAUUUGUCACCAUACUUCCAUACAUGGGGCAGAAAAACUAAGAAAGAGUCUGUCUUCUCUUUGAGGGAUAAUCUGAGGGAGAAGUCAUCAUAAAUUAAUGGUAGUGUAAAUGUGGGUGCUGAUGUUUGAAGAUGCAAGUGUGUGUGUGUUUGUGUGUGUGUGUGUGCGUGUUUGACAGAAGCUAUAUGCGCUUGCCAGCGUGUGUGCUUAUUCAGAAAGGGUAAAUGAUACAGGAAUGAAAAACUCUCAGACUCUCACUCAGACUCAAAAACCUCAUGAUGUAACAAAAAAGAAAAGGAUUAUUAUGGAGAGAAACUUGAUUUGUAAUUGUACAUAGGACCCUUUGGGUUUUAGGGGACACCAUUUUAAUUUAUUUAUCAAUCUUAUGAAAGGAAAGGGAGGUUUGAGUCUUUAUGGCCAGAAGCAGACGGAGGGAUUUUAACCCCUCCUCACUUCUUAGUUGCUUUCUCUUUGGGUGCUGCAAAAAUCAAGAAAGAAAUGAGAGAGAGAGAGAAAGUAAGGAAAUCAAUGACUUUUCUUUUUUAUUUGGCUGAUGAUACUAAGUGCAGUGACUUUAUAUUUUUAAUUUUGACUGUCAGAAAAAGCUACAAGCAGUGUUAAUAACGGCUCAUAUGACAUCAUCACAGCUCCUACUACUCCUCCGCAUCAGUCCAGUGCGAGGGACAUCCAGCAGCCCUGGACGUGUCCUCCAUUGUAGUGUAGAUGUUCCACCUUGCUGUACAACCAAAAUGACCAACUUACAGUCUCUCAUCAUAAUAAUGUACAUAGGUGCAAAGUAGAGAGUAAUAUAUGAUACGGAAUAUACUGUAGAGAACUACACGGGGAAGAAAAAAAAUCCUCUCUGACUUUUCUUUUUUUGUUUUGAGUGAUUUUAGGUUGAAUUCACACACAAAAAGCCAUUUUAAAUUAUUUCCAGUUUUCUUUUUUACCAAUUGGUUCUAGGUUUGUUUGUUUUUGAACACGUGCAUUUAUCACAAACCUCCUAUCACACGUUUCUACACACACACACACACACACACACACACACACACACACACACACACACACACACACACACACACACACACACACUUUCUCUCUCUCUGAGGUGGUGUUUUCAUGCAGCAAAAGCAAAUGCCUUGUCCUGGUCCUCCUCGGAUUUCUAAGAGAUGAAGUGGCUCUGAUCAUUUAAUCAACAGUUAAUGUGUGUGUUUCUUAAUUCACUGUGGUACCUGGAUAGGAAAGGUCAGUCCUCCACUAAGAGAUCAGCUCAAUAUAACCAAAAAUGGACAAAAAGAGGGAGACUGACAUUAUUUUGUCCUUCUCACAGCCUUUGCUUAUUCUGAAGAAUUUUUUAGUGAUCUGUUCGUUAAAAGCUUCAUUGUAAGAGCUCUUGAUUAAAAAAAAAAAAAAUGCUAAAAUACGAAUGUAAACACUUAAAAGCUGCGAGAAAGUCAGCACUUGGGUUUCUGUUUGUCUUGAUAAACCGCAGAUAAAAUAACCUCAGUGCUACCUGUUGUCUGUAAAAUAAACAGGGCUGGAUCUCUAAACCUCCCUCCAGGUGGUUUUUCUUUGGCAGAAUGAAAAGGCCUUUCAAAGAGCAUUUUAUGGUGCGGCAGCUCCUGGCUGCAGAGAAUGGCAUUCAUGGCCAAAAACCUAUUACCUCUGUUCAUCUCCUCCCGUUUACAGACAGUGAAAGGCAUUUUACUUGAGGAAUUGCUCAUAGGGCAGAAUGUGAGAAAACUGUAACGGAACAAUGUGCAUGGAGCUGAAAUGUCCUGACAAACACUAACUACAAUGUGGUUAUAAUGUUGUAUUAUCUGUAAGAAGAAUGCACAUUCUAUAUUCUAAUACUGCCCUGUUGUUGGUGACAGUGCAGAGAGUGUUUUGUCGUUAUCGGAGGGUUUCUGAUAAAUUUGGUCAUCCUCAGUAGGAACAAAUGAAUGCUUACAGUACAGUAUCCUAGGUCAGAAUCCUCCAGUUUAGUCCGCUUGUCCUUUUUGGUUAGAAAGGGAAACAAAAACUUUGGUGCACAUUCCUGCCAAUCCUGCCCGGUUGAAACACAACAAAGUAGUUCUAAACAACCCAUUCCAAGUGUUUUAUUUAGUAUUCUAUUUUAUAUGAGGAGAGAGAGAUUUGGAGCGCCAGAGUGCGACUAAGUUGGUUUUUUAUUCCAAACAACCUCCUCUUAGAAACGUUUUAAGCUAAUGACUCUCCUCGGCUCCUGCUAGAGUUCAUCUGUAGAAUGUAUUCGCUGGGGGAAGAGUAAACCGUCUUAGCCAGGUGUUUUAUUAUUGGCCAAUACUGUACAGAAAAUCCUGAUCCCAUAUAUUCCAGUUUAAGGAGAGGAGAAGAGAAACUCAGGAAAUGUCGGAACCAAUGAAUUAUUUUCAUUAGAUGAGAAUGAGCGUGUUAGAGAUUUGUUUGAUGGAUGGAUGGAGGAGUGGGGAGUGAGGCUGUAAUGUACAGUAGAUGCGACCUGGGUGGAGACUGCAGGAAGAAAGGGUGGUGAGGACUAGAAGAUAGAAAAUGAUGACGUUUCAGGGGUGAAGGGUGAAAGGUGGUUUGAUGGCUGAGGUGCCACAGUGUCAACAUUUAAAAGCAACAAAAUCAUUAAAAAAAAUAAAUAAAAAUCAAAUGCCUUUGCAUUUCAGUGAGGUCUUAUCCACAGUACCUUCUAUAUUAUUUUGCUCUUUCAUAUCAUAUUACACUUUGUUGUUUUUUCUAGGAUUGCUUUGUAAUAAUUUGUACAGUUUUGCAUGUUAUAGAUGUAAUCAUUUGUUUUCGGUUUGUUGUUUUUUUUGGACUUGCUCCUUUUUGAAAGGUUUGGGCGUUUUACUGAGGAUAACCCACUACAGGUGAUGUAGAUUCUUUUUUGCACAAAAAAUAUUUAAGGUGUAAGGUCAAAAAAAAAAAAAUAAUGUAUGGAACUGGCUGCCACACUUAUGUGGAGAACUCAUUAUAUUAACCCAACUCCGAUGUAUUUCAAUAAAGCGGAGGGCUGUUACAAAUACA